AUAACGGACUGAUAGCUUUGUCGAAAAUUUGCCAAUGCGGAGGAGUUAUGCAUAUACAAAAAUACACAGAGGCCAUUGAUGGCUUUGUAUACAGAUGUAUUGAGUGUCGAAAGAGGAAAUUGGUUCGAGAAGGUUUUUCGUUGUUUUUUUGUUUACAGAUCCCUUAGGAACUUUUCUCUCAAGGUCUAAACUACCUUUGACGAAAAUUUUAAUGAUCUGUAACUUCUGGGUCCUGAAAAGAGCAGUCACAGCUACAGCUUAUGAAACAGAAAAUUCAGAGGUGUCAGCAGUGCAAUGGUUCAACUACUGCAGAAAUGUUUCCUCCUGGAAAAUGAACACCCUGACUCAAGUUCUCGGAGGAGUCGGCAGCAUAGUCCAUAUUGAUGAGACUGUACUUAUAAAAAGGAAAUACAACCGCGGGAGAUUACAAGCAAACCAGCAGUGGAUACUGGGUAUCUGCGACACGACACUGCGCAAAGGGUAUAUAGAAGCGAUUCCCAAUCGCAGUAUUAGUGCCUAUUAAUAAGCGUUUGGUGUUGCCGGGGACGACCAUUCAUACA
Trichobilharzia regenti is the source of this 560-nucleotide messenger RNA. The record is from the annotation of a GenBank genome assembly. NCBI's taxonomy places the organism in Eukaryota, Metazoa, Platyhelminthes, Trematoda, Strigeidida, Schistosomatidae.